UAGAAUCCAAUAUAAAGAAGUAGGAAUGGGCACAGUCGUUGUUUCUGAACAAGUUCUUUCAUCUCUUCGGCCUUCUAAGGGCUUUAAGAAUCAUCAAGAAGGAACAGCAAUAACAUGUGUAGAUUUUGAUGAUACAGGUGAAUGGCUAAUUACAUCGGGUGAAGAUGAAUCACUUCAGCUUUAUGAUUGCAUUUUAGGAAAACAUAAAAAAACACUUUAUAGCAAAAAAUAUGGAAUAGAUCUUGCACGAUUUACACAUCGUUCUACAAAUGUAAUCUAUUCUUCAACAAAAGAUGAUGAUACACUAAGAUAUUUAUCAUUACAUGAUAAUGUUUAUAUUCGAUAUUUUCGUGGACAUAAGAAAAGAGUAAUUUCUUUAGAUAUGUCACCCUUAGAUGAUCAGUUUAUAUCAGGAGGUCUUGAUAAUUCAGUAAGAUUAUGGGAUUUACGAUCUUCUACAUGUCAAGGAUUACUUAAUAUUUCUACACCUUGUUUAGCAGUAUUUGACCCUACUGGAAUUAUAUUUGCAGUAGCAUCACACCCAUUAUCAUCAAUUUUACUUUAUGAUUUACGUAAUUAUGAUAAGGAACCAUUUUCAACAUUUAGUCUUAAUGAUGACGGAUUUCUUUCAAAGAUUUCAUAUCCUCCUAGAAUGCCUGAUUGGAUCAAACUAGAAUUUUCAAACGAUGGAAAAUUAAUAUUAAUAGGCACACGUGGUGAAGGACAUUAUCUUUUGGAUGCAUUUAGUGGAGAAUUACAGUCUCGUUUAACAGGACAUGUACCUGUUAAUAGUGAUCCAAAAUCAAUAACGUCAGGUGAUGUAUGUUUUACACCAGAUGGACGAUAUAUAAUUGGUGCAUCUGGAGACAAGAAUGUAGUGAUAUGGGAUACUAAGCAAAUUAAUAGAAGUAAAUCUCUAACUCCUGUUCAAAUUUUGAAUUCAGGUAAUAUUGGUCCCGCUAAAGUUGUAACUUUUAAUCCGAGAAAAAUGAUGCUAGUUACAGCAAAUAACACAUUGGCAUUUUGGCUUUCCGAAAACUAUUAA
Messenger RNA from Pneumocystis murina B123, 1045 nucleotides. RefSeq lists its product as hypothetical. The record is from RefSeq and is a predicted model, not a curated record. Lineage: Eukaryota; Fungi; Ascomycota; Pneumocystomycetes; Pneumocystales; Pneumocystaceae. The transcript is spliced from 6 exons. The coding region runs from base 26 to 1045 and encodes 339 amino acids. Gene Ontology annotation, molecular function: protein binding; chromatin binding. Gene Ontology annotation, cellular component: Set1C/COMPASS complex.